Messenger RNA from Lampris incognitus (smalleye Pacific opah), 2257 nucleotides. Its product is annotated as solute carrier family 51 subunit beta. NCBI's taxonomy places the organism in Eukaryota, Metazoa, Chordata, Actinopteri, Lampriformes, Lampridae. The coding region runs from base 66 to 1136 and encodes 356 amino acids. Gene Ontology annotation, molecular function: transmembrane transporter activity; protein heterodimerization activity. The transcript has 7 exons. Gene Ontology annotation, biological process: bile acid and bile salt transport. The record is from RefSeq and is a predicted model, not a curated record. Gene Ontology annotation, cellular component: plasma membrane.
GGGCGGCCUAAGUUCUCUGCUGAUUCACUGCUAAAGCAACAGCUUGAAAUUUACUCUCUUCAGAGAUGUUUUGUGCCUGGAUCAUACUGUGUGUCCUCCUCACAGGGACCAGCAGCUUCUUGGUUCACAACACACAUCACAGCCUGUGCUUGGAAGACACAGUUGUGGAAGGUCCACUUCUGCUGAAGAAGUGCAGUCUGGACUCUGUGUUCCAACAGUGGAUAUGGUGGAACCAGAGACUUAUGAAGUGCGUGGGCACAUCCAGGUGUCUGUCAGCCCACCACAGAGACCCCGUCCAGACCAUCUCCUGUGAGGGAACCAAAGAUGGGACAGGCUGGCUCCUGUGGGACUGUGAGGGAGACCGACUGAUUGGCCAGAAUUCUUCGCUGGAGCUGUCAACAAAUGGGAAGCGAGUGAUUCUGUCUCACAAGAGCAAACGCUCAAAAUGGAGGUCUCUGGAUGCAGGGGACAUUUGCCAGGAAAGGCUGAGAUCCAGAAGGGCCUCUCAUGAGCCAGAUGAGUUUGAAGUAUUGAAGGAUGAUGAGGAACGGAGAGCAGGGCUUGAUUCCAUGACAGAAGAGCAGAGAGAGUACUUUCACUGGUACUAUCGCACCGAGGACGCAACUCCAUGGAAGUUUGCGAUGCUGGCGCUAUCCUUUGUCUGCCUCCUCGUGGGCUUCAUGUUGCUUGGAAUGGGCUCAAUGGCUAGCAAGAACAGAAAGAAGAUAGCCAAGUACAAGGCCGCAGCUACCCUGGCUAAGAAACCUGAGGCUGAAGAACUUCAAGUCAUUAGAGAGGCUGAGCUGGAAUCCACCUUUCAGAACAGCAGCCUACUCAAGAACCCGGUACAAGGGACUAAGUUCUCUUCAUUGAACGGGGAGGUUGAGGGGCAAAAACCAGGGGGCAUUGUGGUGACUUGCAAAGAUGGCAAUGUGUUUGCCUUGUAUCCAGAUCCUGCAGUGGAGGUUGAGCAGCUAGAAAAAGAGGAGGAAGAAGCAACUGGGAAGAUGCAGCGAUGUAGCAGAGGUGAUGUAGGACCAUCACAACCAUCCACAAGCCGCUCCAUCCCUUCAUCCCUGACAGCACUGACAGCACCUCAACGUAUUCAGCCCAUCAUUGAAUUCCCAGCAAGUUAGCAUGAAGUCAGUGCCAACUAAGCUGCAUUUAUGCAGAUAGCCGGCUCUCUGUGUGUUGUAGGUGUCACUGAGGGACACACACAUGCACCAUUGCACCCACACAGAAUGAGGGUGUAAAUGGUACCACAGUAUCAACGGGCUGCACAUGUAGUGUUUGACAGAGACUACAACAUACGAGGGGUCUGCACAUGAUGCACAAGGACCUGACCUCAGUGGCCUCAAACUACUUUUCAACACAAUGUGCAAGGUUACCACAAGGCUGUCACCUUCUUGGCGAUCAAGGGGACCCCCAAUAAUGUUGGUUAAUGACCCCAUCCCUCUGUGCUGUUGCAACUUAUUGACAACACCAUCAACUAUGUUUAUUUUUCAUAUAGACGCUGGGUCACUGGUCAAAUACAAAAAAAGUAUUUCAUCAUAUUCUAUAUUUAUAGGCUCAAGAAAUCAUCAAAUUAUAAUGCCAUUGGACAUGCACAAGGCUAUUUUAGCCUUUUUGUGUUUUUGACAGUGUUUUUGAGUGCACACAAAACCAACUGCAGUGUUGCAGAGAGGAAACGGCACUGGAGGGUGUAAGCUGUAGAGACAACAUGUGGGCUGUUAGCUGGGAAUAGCACAGUAGAAACAUAUGAGGUCAAAUACAUUUUCAAAUGUUAAGUUGUUGUUUAGCAGGCAGGGAAUCCUGUGAAUCCUUCAGUCAUCAAACAAACAAACAAAGUGAGCAGAUUAGGAUGUCAUGAUGCUGGGCAAGUGUUUUCCCACUACAUUUAGUGUCCAGAUGAACUGAUACAACUUCUCUGGAAUAAGCUGAUAAGGAGUGAUUUUUUUCCUAAACGCACUCCGAGUGUCAUUUCUGAGAGUAAUUCUGAGAUAUUUUAUGAAUAUGGGCCCGGUUGUGUUUCUUAUCAUGUAAGAAAUUGUUUUAAACUAUGACUUUGUUAAAGAAAAAAUAAAAGUAAAACUAUAAAAUGAGUAAGGUCUAUGUUGAAACAUUAUUUUGCCUCUGUAAAAGACCCCCACUGCAGUGGAGGGUACAAUGUAAAAGACCCCCACUGCAGUGAAUGUAAAAGACCCCCAUGGCAGGAGUUGGUACAAUGUAAAAGACCCCGCAGAUGGUACAAUUAAAA